UUAAGAUUACAAUCAGGAAUGGAGGCUUGUUAGCGGGAUGUAAAACUGUAUUACAGUUAAGCUACGGAGGAUUUACAAAUAGAAUUGUGGCGAAAUGUUAAAAAAUGCCUAGGCACACAAAAAUCCCAGAAGAAUGUGGGGAUUUCUUUGUGGAAGACAGCAAAGGAAAGGUAUAACUUAAGUGUGCAAGUAUUGUCGAGUUACUAUACUUAUUUUGACAGAAAAAAAGCUCAAACAUUCUGGAAAAUAACCGAAAACACUAAUUUCAUACAGUAUAAACGAAAGCCACGAAAAAAAAAAAGAUUUACAUAAAACUUCAAAAUAGCUAAAAAUAAGCACCGAAAAAUACAAUUAAUAAAAACCGAAAAACAGAAGCCCUAUGACCUAAGCUUGUUGAGAAAAGGGAAAGAGGAAAGGAGGCGAGAAAGUGAAAAGAACAUCAUUGAGUAUAUUACUAGGGAAAAAGGAAAAGAAGGAAUUUUAUAGAUGACAAAUUAAGACGUUAUAGAGAAAAAAGACCAAUGAUAACAGGCAUACACCCACACAUAUACAUAUAUAGAUAGAUAGAUAAACUUCUGUCCAAAAGACAGGCAAAUGUUCACACUCAGGCAUACGUCACUGAUGAGAGCCGGCAAUCCAUGAAGGACCCAAGCCACUGUAGCGCUGGAAAUCCAAACUGAGACUUGUGAGAGUGAACUGAGAAAGUGCUUUGAGAGAGGUUACUACCGGGAUCGAAAUAUUACAUAUUUUGGAUGCUGUCCUCCGUAAUCCGGAUGACAUGUUAAACACCAUAACCCACUGGUUGAAAAAGCGAGCGAGCGAGUGAUGGGGAGAGGAACAUCUUCGAUGUGGUUAUUAUUACUCGCAGAGCACUGAGAUUUAGUAUACCAUACCGCAUUUGUAAAUUGUGCGAAUCAAAAAGGCAACUACUGGUGCAUCAAUUAGGGCGACAGGUUUGAAUUCACUCCUCUACUUCCCGUUGUACUUCGUCUCCUCGAUACACAAACCGAGGCGAAGCAGGCUGUGCAGACAGUGUAUCGUGUCUGAUGUAAACCUAAUCCUGUCUUGAUUGGAACUGCUACAAACGAGACGAGUACCGUUCCUGAAACUAAAGCGGGAUGAUUGUAGAGAACCUGUCUAUAGCACGCAGGAUUUAAACAGUAUUAAGAACAAUGAAGAGGAGAGCAGAUUUUGUGGAGCCGCAGAAGAAACAGAGGAAACAUUUUGAGGAUUUGGGCCUGAACCUGAGCUCUACGUCCGAUGACGAGCCACAGUACAGCAACCACGUCAGUCAAGACUCCUCAAGCAGCAGCAGUGACUCUGGCAGUGACUCAGAGGAACACCGACCCGUCUUCGGAGCCCCUCUACAAUCCCAGCAUGCAUCUCAACCAGAGUCCACACUGGAGGGUUCCUCCAAUCGAUUUGCUAUGUACAACAGCGUCUCCCAGAAACUCAUGGCUAAGAUGGGUUUCAGGGAAGGAGAAGGUCUUGGUAAGUUUGGCCAGGGCCGGAAAGAGAUAGUCGAGACGUCGACGCAGCGUGGCAGACGUGGUCUGGGGCUCAUGCUCAAGGGUUUCCAGGGAGAGCUCAAUGUGGACUGGGAAGACGAGCCGCAGCCUAGCGCGGUGGAGCAGGUGAGCUGGUUCCCAGAGUGCUCUACGGAGGUACCAGAUGCUCAGGAGCUCAGGGAGUGGAUGGCUGUAGGAAAGAGAAAGUUGAAGAUUGAGGAUGAAACUGAGUUUUGCAGUGAAGAUCUUUUACACAGUGUUCUGCGUUGCAAGAGUGUGUUUGAUGAACUAGAGGGGGAGGAGAUGCGUCGUGCUCGAACCCGAUCCAACCCUUAUGAGACCAUACGCGGAGCCUUCUUCCUCAACAGAGCUGCAAUGAAGAUGGCCAACAUUGACCACGUAUUUGAUAACAUGUUCACCAACCCUAAAGACUUGCAAGGGAGACCCCAGGCGAGGGAGCGUGAUGCAGAGUUGCUGUAUUUCGCGGAUGUGUGUGCCGGCCCUGGAGGCUUCUCUGAAUAUGUCCUGUGGAGACGUCGCUGGCACGCUAAGGGCUUUGGCAUGACGUUGAAGGGGCCCAACGACUUCAAGCUGGAGGACUUCUUUGCAGCGCCCAGUGAGCUCUUUGAGCCCUACUAUGGUGAGGGGGGUGUGGAUGGCGAUGGAGACAUCACACGCCCAGAGAACAUCAGCGCGUUCCGGAACUUCGUUCUGGAGAGUACUGAGGGCAAAGGGGUGCACUUCCUGAUGGCUGAUGGGGGAUUCUCUGUGGAGGGACAGGAGAAUAUUCAGGAGAUCCUGAGCAAACAGCUGCUCCUGUGCCAGUUCCUGACAGGGCUGUCUGUCAUCAGGACAGGUGGCCAUUUCCUCUGCAAGACAUUUGACCUGUUCACCCCGUUCAGUGUGGGCCUGAUAUACCUGCUGCACUGCUGCUUCGAGAGGAUCUCCCUGUUCAAACCUGUUACCAGCCGCCCCGCCAACUCAGAGAGGUAUGUGGUGUGCCGUGGUUUGAAGCCCGGGAUAGACGCAGUGAGGGAUUAUUUCUUCGCAGUGAACCUAAAGCUGAACCAUCUCAAGAACACAGAGAAGGACGUGAACCUGGUUGUGCCACUUGACAUUCUGAAGGGGGACUCUGAGUUCUACGAGUACAUGAUUCACUCCAACGAGAGCCAUUGUGCUGUUCAGAUAAAAGCUCUUGCAAAAAUCCACGCCUUUGUUCUGGACACAACACUGUCAGAGACGAAGCAGGCGGACAUUCGCAAGGAAUGCCUCAAACUCUGGGGGAUUCCGGACCAGGCCAGAGUGACGCACUGCUCAACGGACCCGAAGUCCAAGUUCUUUGAGCUGAUGAAGGGCUCUGAUAUCGAGUCAUUCAACUACAAGCCCACUUCUCUGAACUCCAAGACCAUUGAGAAGAUUCAUCACGUCCUGGAUUACCGCUGCAUUGUGGGAGGAGCAGAGCAGAUGUUUCUGCUGGGGCUGGGGAAAUCUCAGAUCUACACGUGGGAUGGGAAGCCACCACUGCGAUGGAAUAAGCUUGAGAACUUAAAGACCGAGCUACCGAGAGAGACCCUGCUAUCUGUAGAGAUUGUGCAAGAACUGAAGGGAGAGGGCAAAGCCCAGCGAAGGAUCAACUCGGUCCACGUCCUGGAUGCUCUUGUUCUCAAUGGCACAGAUAUCCGGGAUCAGCAUUUUAACCAGCGAAUUCAGAUGGCUGAGAAGUUUGUGAAAGCUGUUUCCAAACCCAGCCGCCCUGACAUGAACCCCAUCCGAGUGAAGGAGGUGUACAGGCUGGAGGAGAUGGAGAAGAUAUUUGUGAGGCUAGAGAUGAAGCUGACAAAGAGCUCGGGAGGAUUUCCACGGCUGUCCUACAUGGGGCGGGACGACAGGCACUUCCUGCCCACUGGCCUCUACAUCAUCAAGACUGUCAAUGACCCCUGGACAAUGGCCUAUAGUAAAAACUCCAAAAGGAAGUUCUUCUACAACAAGCUGAGCAAAGAGUCGACUUAUGACCUGCCAACCAAUGCUGUGGCCCCCUUCCAAGUUUGCCAUUUAGAGCGCCUUUUCUGGGCAUGGGUGGAGGGGGUCAGAGUUCAUGACUCUCAGACCCGGGUCGACGCUGACAAGCUGUCCAAGGAAGAUGUUCUCGCUUUCAUCCGGGCUCACCACCACACCUGAACAAUGUGCAACCCUGCGUCCUGGCUACUACUCGCUGUGGACCACGACCACGACCACAGCCCCCUCUCUCUGGAUACAAGCCCUCUCUCUGCACCAUCACUCACCAGAACCAUGGAGACUGAUUCUCACGGAACCGUAACCCUCAGCCAGCCUCCAUUCCCAGCUUGCCUCAUUCACAUAUGCCUACAGUAAUAAAUUACCACAUCAUUGGAGCCCUCUACAGUGUCUGGACUAAGUCUACUUUUGUUGUAGAUUUCUUGCACAAUGGACUAUACACUUGUUUUCACAUGCUCAUAUCAAGUGAAUAAAUAAGCUUUCUGUAAGUUGCAGAAAAAUAUCAGUGUAGUUAAAGAGGGCUCCUAGUAUCUGGACCCUUUAAAGUGGGGACUCUCCUGUUUGAACCCUCAGCCUUGUAUAUUACCCCUUCUCCUCCAGUGCUGGAGUUGUUUUUCACUUUCUGUACAGCCUUGAUUUAUUGCUGCCUCAGUCAGGCUGCACCACCGUUGCAGUACAGGGUGGUCCACCGUGAGAUGUUUACCCCAUUAACCCCUUCAGCUCCAGAAUGUCUGUCUGUUUCCUGACCACUCCUGUGUGUCCCUUGGCAUGAGGAAUCUGGUUGGUGCGUUCACAGUUGUGAUUGGUUCAGCAGGGUGUCAUUACUGUGCACAUGUGUAGUGUUGUACCCAGGAGAAGUGCGACUGUGAAAAUGCUUUAAUUCUGUACUCUCCUUCUGAACUAGUUUUCAGUGGUGAGCCCUGCACAUGUGUGUAACUGUGACACCUGUGCCAGGAUCCCUGAAUACAUGGCCCACUCACUAACCACUAAUCACUGAGGAUAAAAGGUUAAAGAUGCCAUGGGUAGGCCGCAGCUUCCCAACUACCCAAGAAAGAUCCCUCAGACAUCUCUACACGCCAACUCUGUAGUCUGCAAACAAGGCCUCUCUUUCUCAUAGCACUUUUUAAAUGAGGGCAGAUGAUUAUGGAUCAGUUUCCUUAUUUGAGAAGGAUUACAAGAGCCAGCACUUAGUGUGGGUCACAAUUCACAGACAAUCUAUGGAAAACAGCAAGACCUGUUGUGAUUAAACUGGAAACCAGCUGAGCAGCUUGAGGAACACUGAGGCUGGGUGAAAAACAGUUUAACUCUGCCUGCUACCUACUUGCAAUCAAUUGAGGAAUCUGCUGUAGGUCAUACAUUUUAGAACACUUGGCAUUUCUACUUUUUUCUCUGUAUCUGAUUUUUUUAUUUGAAGUACAGUGUGUGCACUGUUUACUUUAACCCGAGACAGGUGUGAGACGCAGGGGCAGUGCAGAAUUUGAAAUUCCCUUCCGCUUUUUUGGUACUUCUUUCCUCCUGAGGGAGCUGCUUGCAAAGGGGCACUGCAGCUGAAGUUGAAGUUCAGAUCAUCUUUUAUUUUUGUUCUCUUGUUUUGAUUUUGUUUGUAUCGCAGUUAAUGAUGAGUGAGGUCUUUCCUUUCAUUAUCAGAUGAGCUGACAAAAAAAGAAGUUUGUGCUCUUAACCCUACAUUUUGAGUUUCACUACACAAUACUAUGAGGUUGGGAGGUUUCUGUAAGUUUAUUUGAAUAUGUGUCUCCCUAUUUAGAGUGCAGCUUUCAAUGCACUUUUUUACUCUGAUCCCACUGCAGCCCAGCGCUUUCUCAAAGUAUUUAAUUGCUUACCUGUUGAAUAGCCUGUUAUGUGUUUUGUAUGAUGUGCUAUAAGUGUUCUGCUUAGGUCAUUAUUUACCAGGGACUUAAUGUCCCUUUUUGCAACCACUGAACCUGCUUCUGAAAAGACUCCCAAAAGGUGGUGUUUUUUUUUUUUUUUUUUUAAAGUGUGUAUAACGAAGUUCUACCCCCUUUGCAAUUGUAAUAAAUUAGUAUUAUAUUCUGAAAUUAUACAGUGCCCUGUCAUAUUAAAAUGAGCCCUGAAAAUAGUGAUAUCAUCUGAAAUAGCCACAGUAUCUCCACACUCGUGGUAUAAAUAUCAUCGGUCUGCAUUAUCGAGCUCAGAAAGAGUGUACACUAUGACUUGACAAAGCUUUGCAAACAUAAAAAUGAGUCAGUGUACAGCACAACAGGUUCUACAUAGGCUGGGCUAUUACGAGAGAGUAACCACAAGGUUAACCAGCA
Messenger RNA from Acipenser ruthenus (sterlet), 5815 nucleotides. RefSeq names its product cap-specific mRNA (nucleoside-2'-O-)-methyltransferase 1-like. Gene Ontology annotation, biological process: 7-methylguanosine mRNA capping. Gene Ontology annotation, molecular function: protein binding; methyltransferase cap1 activity; nucleic acid binding. Gene Ontology annotation, cellular component: cytoplasm; nucleus. Bases 1173 to 3686 code for a protein of 837 amino acids. The record is from RefSeq and is a predicted model, not a curated record. NCBI's taxonomy places the organism in Eukaryota, Metazoa, Chordata, Actinopteri, Acipenseriformes, Acipenseridae. The transcript has 24 exons.